CGGCCGCGUACCCUAUAUAUAAGCGCCUCCACCCGCCACUUCCCGCUCCAAUUCGAAGUUCAAACACACUCUACUCCAAGCUCGGCUAGCUGAGCAGAGGCUCGGACAUGACCAAGAAGCUCACCUCCGCCAUGGCCGGGAAGCAGGAUUUUCGCGAGGCGCAAUUCGAUGAUCAGGGGAGGCACAGGCACCAGCAGGCUUCGGUUCACGGAGGCGGCAAGAGCGCGGCGGCGGGGUUCGGGGGCAGGUUGAUCUCCCACGAGCAGGAGGACGCCAUCAUCGUCGCGGCGCUGCGGCACGUGGUGUCCGGGUACAGCACGCCGCCGCCGGAGGUCGUCACGGUGGCGGGCGGCGAGGCGUGCGGGGUCUGCGGCAUCGACGGGUGCCUCGGGUGCGACUUCUUCGGGGCGCCCGCGGAGGCGGUGAGCUCUUCUGGCGCGGGGCGGACGGCGCCGGCGGCAGGAGGGGGGCAGCAGCAGCAGCAGAGGCCGCGGCAGCGGAGGAAGCGGAACAGGUACCGCGGCGUGCGGCAGCGGCCGUGGGGCAAGUGGGCGGCGGAGAUCCGCGACCCGCGGCGCGCGGCGCGCGUGUGGCUGGGCACGUUCGACACCGCGGAGGCGGCCGCCAGGGCCUACGACUCCGCCGCGCUCGAGUUCCGCGGCCCGCGCGCCAGGCUCAACUUCCCGGGCCGCGGCGACGCCGCCUGUGCCUCCGCCGCCGCGGCGGAGACGACGACGACGCCGGGGGAGUCGGACGGGGCGGGGGACGAGAUGCUGUGGGAAGGCCUGCAGGACCUGAUGAAGCUGGACGAGACGGACCUGUGGUUCGCGCCAUUUGCUGGAGCGGCAACUAGUUUCUGAGAGCUCGAUUCGAUCUUGUACUGUCAACCACGUGCACAAAUUAAAGUGUAGUUACUGUCUUACUGACCACUACUAGGUCUCAGCUAGGAAUAGGAUAACCGGGAACGCCAUUCUUUUGUUGUUGUGUAGUACUCCAUUGAACAAACAACAGAGCAUAGCUCGUCGGUUGGUCAAUGUGUUGGAUUAAUUUGAUAAAUAGUGACAUUCUUGAGUUGUGUAUAUUGACAGGAAGAUAUAGAAUUCUUUUUUUUAA
Molecule: messenger RNA, 1113 nt
Organism: Panicum virgatum (switchgrass)
Lineage: Eukaryota; Viridiplantae; Streptophyta; Magnoliopsida; Poales; Poaceae
Product: ethylene-responsive transcription factor ERF109-like
Exons: 1
Coding region: 108-860 (250 amino acids)
Biological process (GO): ethylene-activated signaling pathway; regulation of DNA-templated transcription
Molecular function (GO): DNA binding; DNA-binding transcription factor activity
Source: RefSeq, a predicted model, not a curated record